GUAGUUGAGAGGCUAAUUUAAACCAAAACCUUGGAAGGUCACUUGACGGAUUUAUAAUCGUUUAUGUCGCCAUGAGAAUACGCAUAAGUCAUUUGCUUUAAUUCAUGAAAUCUUACAUUUCCGAACAAUCAAGUAAAAAUGUUUCCAUGUGCAUCUCUUUCUGGUGAUGAACCAAAGAUCGAUAGUGGAUCUUUUGACAAUAAGACGUCUUGGCUUCAGAGCUCGACAUACUCAAAACAAAAGCUCAUUGUUCAUACGAAUGAAGCAGCAAAUACUGAAAAGGGAAGAGAAUCGAAAUCAGUUAAACGCCCAUCUUCUCCUAAAAAACAUAAAUUAGAGAAGAAUCAGAAAGUCACAUCAACUGCUGUAUUUUUGGAAGACAUUCUUGGACUAGAUAUUAAUAAUGCAUAUAGAAUUGAUCGUUCUGGUAACAGAGAAAUUUAUAAACAUGGUUGUAUUUACGAAAAGCAUGUGUCACAAUUUAAACAGAAGAGUAAAACAAGAAUAUUGGGAUUUAAAGAUCUAUAUUUGUACGAUCUCCUGGGCUGUGAAAUAAAACUUAAACGUGGAAACACAAAAAAAUCGCGAUAUUUUAGUAAGUCAAGCAGGGCAAUCAUUCAAAGUCCUAGUACCGUUAUCAAGUCAUCUGAUAAAAGUGACAUGUCGACAGAUUUAAUUCGUUUUCCUGAUGAACUUAGUACAUGCGCAUCAACAACGGAAAUAAGAAACAAUGAUAUUUUAAAUCUUUGUGAAGAACUUAACCGUCGGGUCUACGACCGACCAGGUGAUUUGAUUUCGUGGUUCAAUUUAAUUGAUUUACAAGACAAAGGAGCUUCUUUUCUGCAUAUUACAAGUACUGGUUUUGAACAGAAACAUUUGUGUUCCGACUUUAAAUUUUCUAAAAGUGACAGACUUAUUAUACUGAAGAAGCAGUUAUCAAUGGCUGAUCGAGCUCUUACGGCUAAUCCUGGUAAUUUAACAUUGAAAUUAUUCAUAAUUAAAACAAACGAACUGGUGGCUGAACUUGAAGCUCAUGGUGCCUCGAAAUCUUCAUCUAACAAGGAAGUCUGUCAGGCAGAUCAAAUUAAUCGAGAUUGGGCUCAGCUCGUAUUCACUUAUCCCCAACUUGUACCCAUGUGGCGUGGGUAUACGGCGCAUCUUAUGGGUCGGCAUUCAUCAUUAACUACUAUAAAUCAAGGAGUUGGAAAUGGGGUAUUUUCACGCAUUGAUGGUGUUUAUAAGAGAGGUCUAUCAACACUAUCAGGUAUAAUAUCCGGAAGAAUAUUAUCACAUAGACCACAACCAGAUACUGUAGAAAGAACAAUCGACUACUUGGCUGAUUAUUGUCACUGGUUAGCUCAAGCAGGACAUUCAGAACGAGCUUUAGCAGUAUGGCAAGCUGUUAUUGAAUUCAAUUGUUUUCGUCCUAAAGAAAUUGAACAAAGUUCAUUUGAGCAACGGAUUCUAGAAAUGGAAUUAUUUUGGUCAAGUGGGAUGCCUAGAUUUGGUCAACCUGGUUCACAACAUUGGAAUGGAUGGUUUAAAACUCGAAAUAAACGACAGGAUAAAUCGCGACUAAAAGAAUCAAAAUUAUCUAAAAGUCACAAGAGAAAUCAAGUUAUUUCACCAAUUAUUUCCGAAAUAACUUCAGACAUGUCAGUUGAAGAACUAAAUUCUAAGUGGACUAGUGUAGCUGGGAAAUUAACCGCUAUUGCUAGCGCUUGUGAAGACGCAUUGAUUAGUUGUUCAGGAGAAGGUAUUCCUGAUGAAUCCUAUGAAAAUACAGGUCCAGAUGUUGUUCCAUCUAUUCUUUCGUCAGAAGUUGCAGCUGAUCAAUGGGUUCGUCGUGGGAGCAUUCCUUCACUUGCAGGCCAUGGUUCAUUUGGAAAGAGUCGAGCCAUCUUAUAUCGUCGUGGAAAAGCUUGGGUUGGUCUAGAACGUGCUCGCGAAGCAGUUGGUUGGCUACCUUCAGAUGUAUUAAACGCUCAGGAUCAAAAAGACAUAGAAGAGGAAGAUCCUGAGAGAUUAGUUUUAUUUGAUGAUAUUAAACCAUGCUUAAUAGAUUUAUGGAAAUUUGAGGAAAGAUCAACAGCUGAUACUCCUCAAAGUCGAGCUCAUAGAGCAUUAUUUCAACAGCGCUUAUUCUUAUUGUGUUUAGAGUUUCUUGGAGCAUACGAUCGUGAUAUAGCUAAAUCUCAUCACUUUCCUAUGGAUAUUCGUCUUAUACAUGAUUUGGCAUCUGUAGGUAGCAUUCAACGUCAAGGUUUAACACCAUGUCCAUCCCAAUCAUGGAUGUCGAGUAAUUUAGACACUACACAUAAUCGAGUUAAUAACAAUGAUAGUAACAAUAAAGGACAAUUGAAUACACCAUCACAAUUGGCUAAUGAACAUCAAGAUGUUUGGGCACAAGCCCAUCGUUGUUUUAUUGAUGCUGCACUUAGUCAAAUGAAUGAAAUCCCAUCAUGGUGGCCUGCUGAACUUAAGGAAAAUUGGCUUACAACGUUGAGUAAACUACGUUUUACAGUGGCAUCUGAACGUCUUUCCAAUGCUAUUCAAACACAUCUAGUUAAUGUUAAGACUGCUAUAUCCAUUUGGCGCAGUUGUGGUCGGACAAUCAUAUCCGAGGGUAAAAACCAAAAAGAUUUAGAUUUAUGGCGAUCCUACGCUAAAGGUUUCUGGCAAAUAAGUCAUGAUUUACUUGUAACCGCUACAUGUCAAGAUGCUGCUAUUCCAAUUCAAGAAUCAAGACGCAUAUUUGAUUCCGCCUUAAGCAUGUAUCCUAUACCGGAAGAUUUCGGACCAUCAAUUGAUGAUAUGGAUAAGUUGGUUGAAUUUCAUCAAACUGUAUAUACUCCUAGAUUGAAACUUCUACAGGAUUAUAUUGAUUUAGAACUGGAUGUAUGCCCUGGAUCAGGUAGUUGUCAAAAAGGAUUUAAUGAAGAAAAUCGUGUAUUAUAUUUACUAACGUAUAUCGCAAUUGGUGGUGUUUACCAUUCAUAUGAACAACAAUCUACCAGUGAAAUAUUACCGUCAAUUAUUGUGAAAACUAAUUAUCGUUUUGGUAAGCGUAUUGAAGCUAUAUGGACAACAUUGGUUGGAUUGCCAGAGGAUUUAACCACUCAAAUUAAUAAUUAUCAAGAGUUUUUAGAUGGUCUACUUGGUACUGUCCCUAUUCUGUGCUAUUUAAAUUUAAUGUUUGAUCUUUUAACAACAGAUGAAAAGGCGAAUCUUAUCCUCUUGGUUCAAAAUCAAGUAGUCGUUGGUCAGAAAAUAAUUUAUCUGAUGAUAAUAAUGAUUUAAUCCCGGCACCGUUACAAAAUCGUAUUUGUACUAAUAAAUUUAUUAAUUUAACAAUUGGCGGUUUAUCUGCAUUCUGUGCUCUACGUCAACGCAAUCGACGUCCACUUUUAAAUCAUUUAUUUCAAUUAAUAAUGAAACAUAAUAAAUAUCAUUCAAGUGAUAUACUAAUGGAUUUAAUGUUUCCAUCACAACUAAGUUAUCUUCUUCCAUCAAGAAUUUCAUUAGAUCAAAGAAAAUUACCCCUAUCUCUGAUGAAUGCAUCUUCAUGUCAUGGUCUAUUACCACCGUUAUUCUUAGCUUCUUUAAUUCAUCAGUUAAAUCAUUUAAGACAAAAUGUAGCAAAGUUAGCCUCUCAAUCUAUUAUCCAACAAACAUUGAAUAGUAUAUCACGUUCAAAUAUUCGACAAAAUCAACAACAAAAUAUUAAUUUUUUUGAAGGAUCAAUUGGUGCAGAAAUCAAUAGUUUUAUUGGUCAUCAAUUAGAAUUAUGUUCUGCUUGUUUACCAAGUGUCUUAGAUUUAUUCAUUUUAAGUUUAGAAUUAGAACGAUGGACGAGUUUAAUUGCUGGUGUUACUUGUGAUUAUGGUGAUGAAAUUCCGUAAGUGAUCAACGUGUACGUAAUGCAUUUGAGAAAGCUGUGCAAAUUAGUCCAUUUCUUACAUCAUUUAUAUCUUCUGAAGGAAACUUGGUUCAUAUAGCGCUAGGUGCUAGUACACCAUCAUUUUGGUCGGCGCAUUUACGUUUAGUUAUAUGGAGAGCUUAUAUGGCAUUUGGUUGGAUGGCUGGUCCACCUCAUACUUCUAAUACAUCUACUACAAUUAUUUCAAAUAAUUUAGAUCCUCGUCAACGUCGUCAAGCUGUAAAAGCAGUUUUUUACCGAGCUGUUGAAGAUGUUCCAUGGGCUAAAGUAAUUUCAUUCAGAAUAUUUUUCCUAUUAUUUAGUCAGAAUAUAAUUUAUGGUUGAACUUUGGGCGAUGCUGAAGUGACCUUGAGGAUACCACCUACUUGUUGGGUGUUAAAAUAAUGUUUCGAAUUAAGAGUAAGAUUUAGAGUUAGAAUUUAGGGUUUUCAUCAAAAACUGGUAUCAACUCUAUUGGCGAAAUGCUAUUUAACCAUAUGAAUAGACGAAUUGCGUGCCAAAGCCCAAGGCUUUCUAUCUUUAAUUAGAUUGGUUCGUUCGUAAAUUAUAGUUUCUCCCAUUACUUACAUUUCAUCAUUUUUGGAUUUUCUCAUUUUUUAAACGGCGAACAGUUAUUAAGAUACGAUAAAAAGGUCAUUAGUUGGCGAUUAAAUGCUAUGGGUGCUUUUAAUUUGCUAACAAAUUAAAGGCUUGUCUGGUAAUUUAAAGAAAACAUGUAUCUGGACUAUUGUGUAUCACUUACUAAGGUGAAAAUCAACGAUCGCACCAAGAAUUUACAAAGGUUAAAGUGGUAUUAUAAGUUACUUCUUAAAAGUUGCUGAGACGUUAAGCAAGGUACCAUGUUAAUUGUAUCCUUUAACUUAUAAAGACCAUAUUUUGUAGUCAGAAAAAUCUCUUAUACUAUUAGUUGCUGUAUUUCGUGUCUUUUUUCAUGAUUGUUGCUGUUUAAAAUAGGCUCUACUAAUACUAUACAUCAUGAUUGACAAUUGGAAUUUAUUUGCUUUUGAAGUACCACAACAUUUCAACUUUGUACCAAAAUCAUGCUGGCAGUGUUAAAUUGCAUGCCAUUGAUAUCUACUGAAAUUUUUCAUUGAUUCAAACAAAUAUUGAAAGGCGACAGAAGUUAUUGAUUUAACUAGUAAAUUCAGUUGGUAUUAUUUUCGAUAUUAACUGAAAUAACGAACUGAGAUUUAUUUAAAGUUAAUAUAAAUAAUCCUGUCAAAUUUUCUCCAUUGCAUUUUCUUCUUGUGCUUAAUACAAGUUUGUUUUAUGUUGAUUUAUACAAUACUAACCAGUCAGUUAGUAGCAAUUCAUGUUCAUCACUUCAACCAAAAUAGUCAGUUUUGGGUGUACAAUAUUGUUUUUUACAUUUUAGGCUCUGUAUACAGAUCUAGUUCGUUAUUGUCCAGAAGAUGUUGAAGAAGUUGUUGAUUUAUUAUCGGAACGUGAAUUAAGAUUAAGAACACCGUUAGAAGAAGUUGAUCUUUUAUUGACUGCCAGACCUCAUGAAUAAAUAUAUCUCUUUUAUACUAUAAUUUUAAACCGGAAACCAUGUAUAAUUUUUUUUACCUUUAUUCAUAAGUUUUUAUACCAAUAAAUUAUUUAACAUUC
Messenger RNA from Schistosoma margrebowiei, 5551 nucleotides. NCBI's taxonomy places the organism in Eukaryota, Metazoa, Platyhelminthes, Trematoda, Strigeidida, Schistosomatidae. The record is from the annotation of a GenBank genome assembly.